Didymodactylos carnosus is the source of this 1334-nucleotide messenger RNA. NCBI's taxonomy places the organism in Eukaryota, Metazoa, Rotifera, Eurotatoria, Philodinida, Philodinidae. The record is from the annotation of a GenBank genome assembly.
AUAGGGCAAUUGAUAAAGAACUACAAAACAAUUUUUGGUCCUGUGGAUUAGAUCCAAAAUUAAAAACAUAUGAAACUGAUUAUGAUAAAGAGACAAGACAAUUAAUGACACGCUAUGCUAUUAAUGAUGUAUUCGCGCCCACUUGUCUUUAUUUUCUUUUAGAAAAGAAACAUUGUUUAUUUGAAUCUCCAACAUCUGAAUUAACAUUAACAUCAACAUCAUUACCAUCAUCAUCUACAUUAACAUCAACAAUACCAGUCAAUAUGAAACAACAAAUAUUAAUAUAUGCUGAUAGUCACGCAAAAAAUAUCGCUAAACAUCAGCCAUCCUCAGCAUCAUCCAAUUUUGAAUUAACUGUUGAUUGGCUAUCAGGCAGAAGAUGGCUUGAUACAUAUACGCCACAUUUGUCAGCAAUUGACAGUAUUGUCACACCAGCUACAUCAUCAAGUCUAUCAUCAAUAUCAUCAUUAAUUUUGCUCAUUGCCACAAAUUCUCUUCGUAAUGUACCAUAUCAGCAUGUUAUAUUACAAGUGCAAAAUAUUAUUACAAUCAUACGACAGAAAUUUCCACACAUUACAUCAAUUGCCGUUGUUACUUGUCUACCGUCAACAAAAGUCACACAUCGUUUACCAACCGUCGACAAUUUAAAUGCAAAUAUUACCAAUUAUAAUAAACAAUUGAAAGAAUUAGCCGGAUCAUACAAUAUACAUGUAAUUGAACCAUUAAUUACAACGGAUGAUCUUUUUGAUGGACUACAUAUAGAUAAUGCAAAGCAACAUCUCUUAUUUGAUCCAAUUUUUCAAUAUUGUACAUCACUGGCUAAUCCAUCAGAUACCGAACGAUCACAAUUACAACAACGCGACACACAUCAUCAACAAAUGGAAGUAUCUAACGUUAAUGACGCACAGAAUGAAUCCACAACGCUCAACAAUGCCGCAACAUUACCUGCUACAACUUCUACUUCCACAAUAUCUCCACUUUCAGUUGUUAAUGAUCAACAAGAAGCUCAACAACCAAAAAUUAAAACAAAGCCUAUUCGCACGCCAUCAGAAAAUAAUGCUAGAAAUAAAAUAAGACAUAAAAAACUAAAACAAAAAUUGAUGACCAAUACAAUAACACGACCAAUUUGUAAACAUUGGCCAAUGACUUUGAUUAAACAAGUGUUACACCAUCAUCUGAUACCAUGUGAAAAAACACCAUAUCCACAGAAUGGUAAAUUACUAUUGAGAUUCAAAACAGUAGAACAAGCCAAAAUAGCAAAUGUUGAUUUACCACAAGAGGUAUUCAAUGAAGAACAAUUACAAUACUGGUCCCACAAACAAACAGAACAAUAA